AUGAGUGAUGGUAUUCAUAAGAAGAACAAUAAACAAAUUGAUAAUUAUGAAGAUUUUCGAUUUCGUGAUGCAGCACAAGCUAUCUUUUUUAAAUAUCAAAUGAUGGAUAUGAUUAAAUCUUCUGAUGAAACUAAUGUUACGACUACUAUUACUACGAAUAUAACUACUUCUGUACAUAUGACUCGUAAUCGACAAGAGACAACAGUUAGAUCUCGUGCAUGUAUUAUUUUAUAA
Rotaria sp. Silwood1 is the source of this 234-nucleotide messenger RNA. The record is from the annotation of a GenBank genome assembly. NCBI's taxonomy places the organism in Eukaryota, Metazoa, Rotifera, Eurotatoria, Philodinida, Philodinidae.